Molecule: messenger RNA, 3457 nt
Organism: Ictalurus furcatus (blue catfish)
Lineage: Eukaryota; Metazoa; Chordata; Actinopteri; Siluriformes; Ictaluridae
Product: interleukin-17 receptor D
Exons: 12
Coding region: 1419-2948 (509 amino acids)
Molecular function (GO): interleukin-17 receptor activity; protein binding
Source: RefSeq, a predicted model, not a curated record
UUUACCUUAGGCUACCACUCCUCCAACCCCUGUUGUUGUGUUCUAAAGAAUGCUCUCGUUGACGUUCUUUCUUUUUUUAUGCUGACACUUUUGUGUACUUAUUCAGCGUCUUUUUCUGUUUUUAUUCUAAAACAAGUUCUCUGUCCUAAAAGACCAAAGAAAUAAUCAAGGGGAACACAGGAUAGAAUGUGGCAAGACAAAUCAUCUCUGCUCUUGUUGAUUAUUGUAUUUAUGAUAGGCCAGGGGUUCCAGACAUCUUUCAGACCUCAGAACUGUACACUGCAGUGUGUUUGCCAGGGAUCCCCAGGAUGUGAGUAUUGCAGAAUCAGCAAAGGUGAUGUUGAAACUACACUUGGAGUCACCUCUGCUGGUCUCUUUGCACAAGAAAGAUGCCUAGGGUUCCUGCUCACCUGCGUGAACAUGCCAUAGACCUGCUGCAGGGAGGCAUGAGGACUGCAGAUGUGUCCAGAGCAAUAAACUGCAAUGUCUGUAAUGUAAGACGUCUGAGACGGUGCUACAGAGAGACAGGAAGGACAGCUGAUCGUCCUCGCAGUGGAAAAUUACAUGUAACCAUGUGUCCUCCCGAGAUGUGUUCGAGAACUUGCAAAUGCCUUGGUGGAAGAGUGGGGUAACAUCUCACAGCAAGAACUGACCAAUCCAUGUGGAGUCCACAUCCACUGUGCAGUCCAUGAGGAUGAGAUGCACUGUAGUGCUUAAAGCAGCUGGAGAACACCAGAUACUGACUGUUACUUUUAAUAUUGACCCCCCCUUUGUUCAGGGAUUCAUUUAUUCCAUUUCUGUUCUUCAAAUGUCUGUGAAACUUGUUCAGUUUAUUUUUCAGUUGUUGAAUGUUUUUAUAUUAAUACAAAUAUUUACACAUAUUAAGAAAUUUGCUGGGGGAAAAAAGCAGUUGAAUGUUAGACGUUUAUUUUUUUUUGCUGAGUGUAUAUUUAGCUGUUCCAUUAAGGUACAGGGAUAGCAGUUCAAAACCAGGUUUCUUUUACAGGCAUGGAAAGCUUGUAUAUGUCUGAAAUAUAAAGGAGACACUUAAUUCCAGACAUAUAAAAGCACAAAAAAAGAAAGUGUUUUGGAUAAAAGUGUAGAUAUUCAUUUAUCAAAGUAAUAUAGAGCCAGAGACACUAGGGGUAUAAAUCCAUUGGCUCCAGACAUUUUAUAAAUUUUUUGCAGAUUGACAUUUUGAUUUCCUUUUUCAUGAUGCAUAACUUACCCUUUAGAAAUACCAGGAAGUGUGCACAUAAAAGUCUGGAAAAUUAAAAGGCUUUUUUUUCAUAAGGUAAAUGCAAGAAUAUUGAAAAAAGUAGUGGGCUGUAGGUGUAGCCUGUUUCUGUAUAUGCAACCUGUAGACCAUUGUUGUAUAUUUUCCUGCAGUGCUGACACUUUGCUUUGGGCCAGGUUGUAUGCCAUGGCUGUGUCAUUCUUUUUUAGGUCUGCAGAAUCCUGAGAUCUGCCAGCAUUAUGUGCAUGCUCCACAGAAUGUCACCAUUGAGUUUAUGGAAAGUCAGAAUCCUAAGUAUGAUACUGUUGUUGUGUCUUGGAGGCCUAGCCAAUACGGUAUUGUUUUUUUGCGUGGUUUCCUAGUUUCCCUCCAGACUUUAGGUGGCACUCAGAUCACAUGUCAGCUCUUCCUCCUUCAUAACAAUAUGUCACUCUCCGCUGUGCAUGCUCAAAGGGUGUAUUACUCCGAUCCUUUCACAGAUCUCUCUCUGGGUACCCAGUACGCUGUGACUGUGAUGGCCCUUCCAGUUCCUGAGAUCUGGGACAAAUUUUAUCAUAGCAAAUUGUUCUUCACACGCUCGUGUCCUGAGAAAAAUGGCUUGGAGCACUGCAAAACAGACUGGUAUCCCAGAUAUCUAGAAGUCCACAAGGACAACAAGGAUAUUGCUGUGACUUUUAACUUGGCACCUAAGGAUUUGGAAAUCAAUCGCUAUUUAUUAUCAUGCUAUGGAGGGGGCUCACGCAGCUUUGAAAUUAUUCAACCAGACUUCACUGUAAACAGCACUUAUCAUACAUACCGUUUGCUCAAUCUCCACACAGAGACCAACUACACUUGUGAGAUUGCAGCAGAUAUUGUGGAUGCUGUUAGGAAAACUUUCUUUGUUCAAGUACAGCACAAUGUAAAAGAGCCUUUAACUUUACACAAGGAGGUUGUCUCUUUAGCAGUACUCUUCUCUGUGGGUGUUCUACUAGCAGCCUCCUUAACUUUCAUCUUUGCUAUUCACUGGCAGAAAAAACAGAAGAAAAAGUCAGCAAAGACUGAGAUUCCAUCAGACAUAACUGAGGAAUAUUAUGAUGACUAUACAGAGCAUCAGUUUCUACCAGUAGCCAACAAGCCCAAUCCUCCGCGACUCCUGAUUUGCUACUCAAGCAGUGACGGUUCUGCCCAUGUAAAGGUUGUCUUGCAAUUGGCAACGUUUGUGCAAAAGCAUAUGGCUACUGAGGUACAUUUGGAUAUGUGGGAUGCCUUAAGUAUGACCGAGGAGGGAGAUUUGGGGUGGUAUUGCAGGAAGAUAAAGGAGAGUGACUUUGUGCUCGUCAUCUGCUCCAAGAGUCUCAACAAGAGACAGCAUAAACACAGAGAAGAAGAAGUGGACCAAAAGACAAAUACCUCUUUAGCCAUUAUAGCCAUAAUUGGAGAAGAGAUAUUACGUGCCAAAUCUCUAGGUCAGGACCUCUCCAAAUACAUGACUGCCAUUUUUGAGUAUUCAAAGAAGUCAGACAUCCCCACCAUGUUAAGUUUGGCCUCUCAUUAUACUCUUCCAAAGGAUUUGCCACUGCUCUUCUCUCAUCUCCAUGGAGUGGCUUUACAGAAGCCUGGAGGUUACCUACUGAUAGAAAACAUCUCACAGAAUGGCUACUCUAAGCUCCCAGCUGGUGCAGCAUUACUACUUGCUAUUGAAGACGCACGGAUACUGAUCUCUGGUUUGUAACCAUCUGGAAAGAUAAUUGAAGAUCUGGGCAUAACAAAACUACUUGAGAUAAUCGGACACAAGACCCAAUUCUGACCUGCUUAUCGUGUAGGUUUUUCUAUUCAAAUCAACCAAAGAAGUUGUAAGCCUAUCUGCACCUUAAAGGUUAUGGGGGUUAAAUAUUGCCAAGACAGUAUUGCUGAGAGAGACACUUCAUGUUUGACAAACUGUGGGUAUGCCAAACAGAUGAUGGUUAUAGACGGUUAUAGAGCUUAAUACCUGCGGCUUCUUUUAAGUUAUUUUUUAGAUUAAUCGGAUGGGGUGGGGCAAACUUUCAGUAGCAUUUUUUUUGUUUAUUGAAAGUAAAAUCCACCAACCGAGUGUUACAAAUAUAAACUUCAAAAUAAAACUUUACACAACUGUUUGUCCAAAACAGAAAAGAACCCAACACACACACCCCAGAACAUAUAUUAUUAAUUUAGGACUGUAGUUUAAUUCGGUGCUUUUUGUGUAUCCAUAAAAAUAAUGCA